GCGCUGGGCAUGGAGCGUGUGCGGGGAGCUGGGGCCGUGCUGGCGGUGCUGGUGGUGCUGGGAGCCCCCCCGGCUGCGGGCGAGGAGCUGUCGGGGGUGUUCCAGUGGAUGGGAAAGGCCGAGUGUUACGUCAUCAACGGCACCGAGCGGGUGAGGUAUGUGGACAGGUACAUCUACAACCGGGAGCAGUUCGCCCACUUCGACAGCGAUGUGGGGGUCUAUGUGGGAGACACCCCGUAUGGAGAAUUCUGGGCCAGGCAAUGGAACAGCAACCCCAAAAUUCUGGAGUACGAACGGGGUGAAGUGGACAGGCUGUGCCGGCACAACUACAAACUUGGUGCUCCGUUCAUCGUGGAGAGGAGAGUGCCCCCCAGCGUGUCCAUCUCGCUGGUGCCGUCGAGCUCCCAGCCCGGCCCCGGCCGCCUGCUCUGCUCCGGGAUGGAUUUCUACCCUGCGCCGGUGCAGGUGAGGUGGUUCCAGGAUGGGCAGGAGGUGCCGGAGCACGUGGUGGCCACCGACGUGGUCCCCAACGGGGACUGGACCUACCAGGUGCUGGUGCUGCUGGAAAUCCCCCCCCGGCGCGGGGUCACCUACAGCUGCCAGGUGGAGCACGUCAGCCUGGAGCACCCCCUCAGCCGGCACUGGGAGAUGCCACCGGACACCGUCCGCAGCAAGAUCCUGGUGGGGGUCGGGGGCUUCGUCUUGGGCUUGGUCUUCCUGGCGCUGGGGCUCGGCUUCUACCUGCGGGAGAAGGUAAAGGGGGGUCCCCAAAUUGGGGGCGUGGCCCCCCCCUUGCUCUCCCACAGCCUCUGGGCCCCCCCUGCCCCCCCAGCCCCUUUGCUCUCACCCCCUUUUCUCUCCCCACAGAGCUCCUGA
Pipra filicauda (Wire-tailed manakin) is the source of this 876-nucleotide messenger RNA. RefSeq names its product class II histocompatibility antigen, B-L beta chain-like. The record is from RefSeq and is a predicted model, not a curated record. Gene Ontology annotation, biological process: immunoglobulin production involved in immunoglobulin-mediated immune response; immune response; peptide antigen assembly with MHC class II protein complex. Gene Ontology annotation, cellular component: membrane; MHC class II protein complex. The transcript is spliced from 4 exons. Gene Ontology annotation, molecular function: MHC class II protein complex binding. The coding region runs from base 10 to 876 and encodes 288 amino acids. NCBI's taxonomy places the organism in Eukaryota, Metazoa, Chordata, Aves, Passeriformes, Pipridae.